AUGGGUGAUAAUAAUUCUAAUAAUUCUGAUGGUAUGCAAUUAUUAAAGACUCUUCUAACUGCAGAUGUACCCUCCGAAGGAUCUGUUAUGUAGUCUAUUAGAAAUGUAUAUAUAUAAUUUCUAUAUAAUAGAAAGUGAAUUCAUUACUCAAUAAUAAAUAAUAGAUAUCCAUUUUAUAAGAAUUACAAUAAGCGUAUUAAAUCAUUUGAUUAUCAUUUUAGAAAUCUUGAUAAUGAAUUCAAAGAAAUGACUGAUAAUACAUUAAUGGGACUUAAUGCCAUCUAUUUUUCAUCGGUUAUACUCACUUAAUUUAUGUUCACUAGAAAAGUCAGCAAAGUUGUAUUUCUUCUCAGUUGUGCUUAUUUCAACUUCUACAUCAUUCAACCAAUUGAAAUUGAAUACAAAUUACGUAAAUUAGCAUUACAAAAUACUCUUGCAGGAUAAGAAGUUAGAAAUCUUUAUAGAUUUUAUUUUAAAGAUCAUGAAUUUACUAAAGAAAUGACAGAAAAAUGCAAAUUGUAAACAUAAGCAGAUGAAAUAAAAAAAUAAAUAUAUUCCAGAAAAUUAUGAG
Molecule: messenger RNA, 571 nt
Organism: Paramecium pentaurelia
Lineage: Eukaryota; Ciliophora; Oligohymenophorea; Peniculida; Parameciidae
Source: the annotation of a GenBank genome assembly